Messenger RNA from Racocetra persica, 1083 nucleotides. The record is from the annotation of a GenBank genome assembly. NCBI's taxonomy places the organism in Eukaryota, Fungi, Glomeromycota, Glomeromycetes, Diversisporales, Gigasporaceae.
GCUGAAACAAGUUUUGCCGGUGAAAUUGAAAUAAAAGCUUCAAUUCAUUCACUAGAAACCAAUGAUAAAGGCCAAACUUUUGAACAAAUUGAUAAAAAUAGUUAUUUAUUAAUUGAAAUACAUGAUACUGGUAUCGGCUUUUCACAAGUAGAUUCAUCAAUAACUAGACGACAAGAUGGUAUAGGGCUUGGCCUUUCAAUAUGUAAAAAUUUGGUAUCAAUUAAUGGUGGUGAAAUUAAUGCUGAAAGUCAGUUAGGAAAAGGAAGUAAAUUUUGGUUUACAUGGAAUAUUGGAUUAUUAUCAUCAUCAUCUACAACACAAUUCCCAUUUAACUCAUUGUCACAUUCUGUAAAAUUAAAAAGAAUGUUAAUAGUUCAUCCUGUAGAAAGUGCGAGAAGUGCUAUGGUUAAAUAUCUUGAGUGUGUAGGAAAAGUUGAUGCAUUUGAUACUUUCGAUAAAAGUAUUCAAGAAAUGAAAAAUUAUAAAAAAUUAUAUAAUCAAUCUGCAUAUGAUAUAGUACUUAUCAGACUUUAUGAAAAAAACAAAGAAGAGGUUAUAAAAACUGUAAGAGAGAUAAAUUUAUGUAGUAGUGAUUUAUUAAUAACAUUUAUAGUGCCUUCGGGUCAUAGAGGAAAAGAUUUGGCAGAAAGAGUAAUUAGAAAAGUUGAAGGACAAACUGCUAUUAUUUAUACUCCAAUUACAUGGAAAAAGCUUAUUAGUCAAUUGUCAAAUCUGAGUAAUACUUGUAAUAAUAUUAUCGACAAAAAUUUUCUUGGUGAGAGUAUAAGUGAGAUUACAAAUACUUUGAAAAGAAUUGAUGAAAAUCUAGAUUUAUUCGAAAAUGAAAACAAAAAUGAUUCUAAAAGUAGGUCAAGAUCCGUUUCUAAAAGUAAAUGCAUUCUAUGCGUGGAUAAUAACUCCACUGAUUUAAAUAAUACGCUUCAGCAACUUUCAGAAUUUGGUUAUUCAACAAUUUUUGCAACAAAUGGCCAAGAAGCAAUUGAUAUAAUGAAAUCAGAAUCUGAAUUAUCAAAUAUAAUAAAACCUUGCAGAAUUUCUUUAAUUUUAACGGAAUGUAAUUUA